This is a messenger RNA of Triplophysa dalaica, 2106 nucleotides long. It is a transcript of the gene zup1, whose product is annotated as zinc finger containing ubiquitin peptidase 1. Lineage: Eukaryota; Metazoa; Chordata; Actinopteri; Cypriniformes; Nemacheilidae. The coding region runs from base 106 to 1974 and encodes 622 amino acids. The transcript is spliced from 12 exons. The record is from RefSeq and is a predicted model, not a curated record.
CCCGUGUGGCUUCCGGUUUUCACGAGCGGCCUGAUUGAAUAACAACAAAGGAAAGUGAAACGCAGGGUUGUGUGACUCACUGUAUCUACCUCGUUUAAAUAAGCAAUGCCUGCUUGUGACAUCUGCUGUGAAGAGUUUCUGUCGGAGGCCGACCUGAAGACGCACCUCCUCCUCAGUCAUCUGGAGAAUGAGAUGGCCUGCCCUCUCUGCUCACUGUCUGGGGUCUCGUACGACGAGCUGAGCUUCCACAUCAACACCACACACGUAGAAAACGACUGCCAGGUUAUGGACGCAACCGCGUCUGAUAGUAGCCAAAGAACCUCAAAUGACAGGACUCUGCAGAGUCCAACACACGAAAUCAAUUCUGUAAGGACAACGGAAAAUUGUAUGCGCGCGGUUUCUCAAGCGUCAACUCACUCACCUGGCCACUGUCAGGUUAACGGAAUGCCCGCUCCGAAUACAGGUGCCACUCUUUCUAAGGUGACGUCAUCUAAAGUGAACAGUUCACCACCUGCAGCAGCCACAGCAAGUGGUGCAUUCAAACCGGUCAGAACUACACAACCGCUCAGCAACUGUCUUGAGAAAAGCUGGGAGGGAGAACAUGAGCAUCGAAAAUCAAAGCAAAUGCGGUCGUCCUUGCCAAAUAAAGUGGGUCACUUUCCAUGUCCGAUGUGCAGUCUUGUCUUUAGCGACUGCUUUAUUCUGCAGGAGCAUGUCGAGUCGCAUCUACUUGACCAGGACAUGGCCGAAGGGGCUAAUUCUGGUGUUGGUACAUCAACUGUAGCAUGUUCUAGAGGCAACCUUAGAUUAGAUUCAACACGUUAUUUGUGUCCACUGUGUUCUCUGAGCUGUUCCGACAGCGGCUCGCUGCAGGAGCAUGUUGAUCUACACAUGGAAUAUGACUCAACCUCCACAGCAGGAAAUGCUGAUCUGAAUCUGGCCAGACGACUUCAGGAGGAGGAAGAACAUAAGUGGAAGGAGGCAGAGACGAAGCGGGAAUCUGAAGAGUUUAAAAAGCUCCAGAGGCAGUUUGGGCUCGAUCGCAGUGGUGGUUAUCGGAAGCAGAUGGAGAGGAAUAUGGAGAGGGCUGUUUCUCGAGGUCAAAUGGUUCCAGCAGAGUUCCACAGGAAGAAGGCAGAGAUGCGGGAGUCUCUGGCCUCUGGGAUGGAUGAUGGACGAAGCAAAACAUCAGGACUCAUGGCAGCUCUGUAUAGACACUACCAGAGGGAAGUCUCUGACUGUGCUCAUGUCUGGCUCUGUGCUGAGACCGAUCACUACUCCUCUUCAGAAGGGGACAAAGGAUGGGGAUGUGGCUACAGAAACUUCCAGAUGCAGCUUUCAUCACUACAUAAGAUGGAGCAGUAUAACCUUUUACCUGAGGCAGUUCCCAGCAUUCCAAGGGUGCAGGCCAUAAUCGAGGAAGCAUGGAGCCAAGGUGCAGAUCCUCAGGGCGCUUCACACUUCAACAAUCGGCUACAGGGGACACGGGCUUGGAUAGGAGCCACAGAAAUAUAUGCUGUUUUCACCUCCCAUAGUGUUAAAGCUCGAAUUGUUGAUUUUCACAAGCCCACUGGCCCGGGAGACACACAUCCCAGACUGUUCGAGUGGAUAAAAUUGUAUUUCUCGCACUCGUCCAGUAGGAGCGCAAGACUUCCACCUAGAAUCGUGCAGACGUCUUUACCACCUGUAUACCUCCAGCACCAAGGACACAGUCGUUCCAUAGUAGGAGUGGAACAGAAAGCGAAUGGCACCCUGUGUCUGCUGCUCUUUGAUCCGUCAUUUGCACCUGGGGAAAUGAGGCGAGUAUUGUCGCAGGACACAGCAGCCGCCAUGGUACGCCGCAUGCGCAAGUUCCCCGGUGCCCUCAAACACAGACAGUAUCAGGUGGUGGCUGUGGAGGGAGAACUAACAGCUGAAGAGAAACAGAGCCGCAUUCUUAAUUCAAGAACACUAUGUGCUGAGAAAAUUCCUUGAUGCCGUUGUGGUGAUCUGCCUGCACGCGUCUGUCAGUUGUAUCUUCUAGUCCCUGUUUACUUUUAUUUAAACUGUGAAUUCGUUUUUUGUACAAAUGUUCAUAAUAAACAAUGUUUUUAUCAAAGCUUUUUA